ACGUAUUUCCGGUGGUGACCAAGGUUCUCUUUGCUGUAGAAACUCCUCCGAGCAGCUUUUCUACCUCCUUUCAGCCGUGACUUUAUUUUAAAAACCUCUGUUACAGACCCCUAAACUACAGGUUCGUCUUCAGGGCAGUUCGUUCGGCAGUUUUGUGUUCGUGUCACGUCGAAGAACGUCCGUUUUUGCGUCAUUUUCGGGACUUUUUGGUCGUUAAAUCUGCCCUCGACGUUCGAUAACGUUAGCUCAGCAGUUAGCCGCCAUUCUACCUCCACACAAAGGAUCGAUUAAUCGAUAUUUUAAACAUGGAUCAAACCGGAAUCACGACAGAAACACCGAAGAGUCCGUGGGGCUCCGUGGCCCCAGCGGCUCCGUCCUGCUCUCUGGCUGAGGUGAUGAGUGAACAGCUGGCCCGACAGCUGGACGAAGAGAACAACAGCUUCCCAGCUCUGUCAGACCCUGGAUCAGACCUGCUGCUGGUGGAUGAAGCUGCUGACACCACCAGUGACCUGAUGCUGGCCCAGAUGCUGCAGAUGCAGUUCGACCGCGAGUUUGACGACCAGCUCCGGAGGGAAGAGAAGAAGUUCAACGGAGACAGCAAAGUGUCCAUCUCCUUUGAGAACUACCGGAAGGUCCAUCCCUACGAGGACAGCGACAGCUCUGAGGACGAGGUGGACUGGCAGGACACCAGACACGACCCGUACCGGGCAGAAAAGCCUCAGACCACGCCCAGGAAGGGAUUCAGCGGGAAGGGCAAGAACAUCACCACCAAACACGACGAGGAGACCUGUGGCCGGAAGAACACGGCACGGAUGGACAAGUUUGCUCCAGAGGUCCACGUGGGGGACGGUCUGGGGAUGGACCUGAAGCUGUCCAACCAGGUGUUCAACUCUCUGAAGCAGCACUGCUACAGCGAGCAGCGACGCAGCGCCAGGCUGCACGAGAAGAAGGAGCACUCCACCGCCGAACAAGCCGUGGACCCUCGCACGCGGCUGCUCAUGUAUAAGAUGGUGAGCGCCGGCAUCCUGGAGAGCAUCAACGGCUGCAUCAGCGGCGGGAAGGAAGCGGUGGUGUUCCACGCCAGCGGAGGGAGUCUGGAGGAGCAGCCGGUCCCAGACGAGGUGGUUCUGAAGGUCUUUAAGACGACGCUGAACGAGUUCAAGAACCGGGACCGCUACAUCAAAGACGACUACCGCUUCAUUGACCGCUACAGCAAGCUGAACCCCCGCAAGAUCAUCAGGCUGUGGGCCGAGAAGGAGAUGCACAACCUGACCAGGAUGAAGAAGGCGGAGAUUCCGUGUCCAGAGGUGGUUCUGCUGAAGAAACACGUCCUGGUUCUGUCCUUCAUCGGCAAGGACCACGUCGCUGCCCCCAAACUCAAAGACGCCAGGCUGAGCUCCGAGGACAUGAAGGACGCCUACUACCAGGUCCUCCAGAUGAUGCAGAAACUCUACCAGGAGUGUAACCUGGUCCACGCUGACCUCAGUGAAUACAACCUGCUGUGGCAUGAAGGGAAGGUUUGGCUGAUAGACGUGAGUCAAUCCGUGGAGCCGAUGCAUCCUCACGGUCUGGAGUUCCUCUUCAGGGACUGCAGGAACGUUGCCACGUUCUUCCAGAAACGAGGCGUGAGUGAAGCCCUGAGCGUGUACGAGCUUUUCAACGCCGUGUCGGGUCUGAACAUCCCCGUAGGAGCCGAGGACGAGGCCGAGUUCAUGGCCGAGAUCGUGGCGUUGGAGAAGAGGAACGAGGAUCACAUCCAGAGGCGAGGGAAGAAGACGUUUCCCGUGGCGACCGAGGACGGCGGCCCUCCUCCUUUAAAGCCCGACACCGACGACUAACGGCCGCCCGGCUCCCUCGCUCUCUCUUCACCAUCCGUUUGAAAACGCUGUAAAAAGGAGGAGCCGGUCGGCCGGCAUCAGGAGCAGCCCUCCACCGACGGAGCGCCCCCUUCUGUUCAGGGGAACCAGCCCAACACCUGAGGGGCUUUUUAAUCUAAUCUACUGCAUUUAAACGCAUCAUUACCGGACCUGGAGCUCCGGCUGAGCUUUGAUCUUCAACUUUUAUCUAAAUUCCAGUGAAGGAUCCAGAGCCGAGUGGCGUUCAAAGACGGCUGGUUUAUUCCAGGAUCAGCCACAUUGGUGCUGCUUUUAAAGCCGCUUUUCUGCUAAAAUAAAUCAUUUUAACGAUCAUAAAUGAGGUGCUGAAGGGAAUCAUUCCAGUAGCUAAAUGUAGAAUCUGCCUGCGGUGACAGAAGGUCAUACGUGUGCUGCUCAGGUCACGUGAUCGUCGUGUGUUUUUGUCGAGGCUUAAAAAGUCAAAAGUUCUGGAGCUGAUUGUGAUUAAAUGAAAAUAAAAGAUGAAGAUGGAAA
Messenger RNA from Acanthochromis polyacanthus (spiny chromis), 2369 nucleotides. It is a transcript of the gene riok3, whose product is annotated as RIO kinase 3 (yeast). The record is from RefSeq and is a predicted model, not a curated record. Gene Ontology annotation, biological process: maturation of SSU-rRNA; protein phosphorylation. The transcript has 13 exons. NCBI's taxonomy places the organism in Eukaryota, Metazoa, Chordata, Actinopteri, Pomacentridae. Bases 306 to 1838 code for a protein of 510 amino acids. Gene Ontology annotation, cellular component: cytosol; preribosome, small subunit precursor. Gene Ontology annotation, molecular function: protein serine/threonine kinase activity; ATP binding.